AGGUUCAAGCCGGGCCAGUACAGCAAGAUCGACACCAUCGCGGCCGACGAGAGCUUCACGCAGAUGGACCUGGGCGACCGCAUCCUCAAGCUCAACACCGAGGUGCGCGAGGUGGGGCCCAUCAGCAGGAAAGGCUUCUACCUGGCCUUCCAGGACAUGGGGGCCUGCAUCGCGCUGGUGUCGGUGCGCGUGUACUACAAGAAGUGCCCGCUGACGGUGCGGAACCUGGCCGUGUUCCCCGACACCGUGCCCAGGGUGGACUCGUCGUCGCUGGUGGAGGUGCGGGGCUCCUGCGUGCAGAGCGCCGAGGAGAGGGACACCCCCAAGCUCUACUGCGGGGCCGACGGCGACUGGCUCGUGCCGCUGGGCCGCUGCAUCUGCUCCGUGGGCUACGAGGAACUGCAGGGCUCCUGCCGCGCUUGCAGGCCUGGAUUCUAUAAAGCCUUUGCUGGGAAUGUGAAGUGCUCCAAAUGUCCUCCACACAGUUUGACUCACGUAGAAGCAACUUCUGUCUGCCAGUGUGAGAAAGGUUAUUUCAGAGCUGAGAAGGACCCACCAACCAUGGCAUGUACCAGGCCCCCCUCUGCUCCCAGGAACGUGGUUUUUAACAUCAAUGAAACAGCCCUGAUGCUGGAGUGGAGCCCCCCGAGCGACACCGGGGGGAGGAAGGACCUCACCUACAGUGUCAUCUGCAAGAAGUGUGGCUCAGACUCCAGCCAGUGCGAGGUGUGUGGGGGAGGCAUCCGCUUCGUGCCCCGGCACACGGGGCUCACCAACUCCUCGGUGACGGUGCUGGACUUCGUGGCCCACGUCAACUACACCUUCGAGAUCGCGGCCACCAACGGCGUGUCGGAGCUGAGCUUCUCCCCCAGGCAGUUCACAGCCAUCACCGUCACCACUGACCAGGAUG
Empidonax traillii (willow flycatcher) is the source of this 910-nucleotide messenger RNA. RefSeq names its product ephrin type-A receptor 6-like. Gene Ontology annotation, molecular function: protein binding; transmembrane-ephrin receptor activity; ATP binding. The record is from RefSeq and is a predicted model, not a curated record. Gene Ontology annotation, biological process: axon guidance; cell surface receptor protein tyrosine kinase signaling pathway; protein phosphorylation. The annotation marks the transcript as partial. NCBI's taxonomy places the organism in Eukaryota, Metazoa, Chordata, Aves, Passeriformes, Tyrannidae. The transcript has 3 exons. Gene Ontology annotation, cellular component: membrane; neuron projection.